This is a messenger RNA of Arabis nemorensis, 1314 nucleotides long. The record is from the annotation of a GenBank genome assembly. NCBI's taxonomy places the organism in Eukaryota, Viridiplantae, Streptophyta, Magnoliopsida, Brassicales, Brassicaceae.
AUGGCUCUUAUACAAUUUGGAAGUUCAUGCGUUGCUCAAUGGGGGAUUCUUCGUCCUCAGUUUGCAGUAAAAGCUUAUUAUCCAAGCAGAUUGGAAUCUCACCAAGACAAUUCCAUUAGCCAAAUUAAUUGUUUGGGAGCUUUAAGGUCGAGUAUGUUCUCACAUGGUUCAUUGCCAUUCUUGUCAUUGACGGGAAAUUCCCGGAAUACGCAUUCUCGUAGAGGAGCUCGCUUCACUGUUAGAGCUGAUACUGAUUUUUAUUCUGUCCUUGGAGUCUCGAAAACUGCAACCAAAGCUGAGAUUAAAAGUGCUUAUCGGAAGCUUGCUAGGAGUUACCAUCCGGACGUGAACAAGGAUUCUGGAGCAGAAGAUAAAUUCAAAGAAAUAAGUAAUGCAUAUGAGAUCUUAUCAGAUGAUGAGAAAAGAUCUCUGUAUGACAGAUAUGGCGAGGCAGGAGAUUACAGUAAUCCGUUUGAUCUGUUUGAGUCACUAUUCGAAGGAAUGGGUGGGAUGGGAGGAAUGGGUGGUGGAAUGGGUAGUAGAGGCUCAAGGAGCAGAGCUAUUGACGGUGAAGACGAGUAUUACUCGCUAAUCUUGGAUUUUAAAGAAGCUGUUUUUGGAGUCGAGAAAGAGAUAGAGAUAUCCCGGUUAGAGAGCUGUGGGACUUGCAACGGUUCAGGCGCCAAAGCCGGGACCAAACCGACCAAAUGCAAAACAUGUGGCGGGCAAGGACAAGUGGUAGCAUCAACGAGGACACCACUUGGUGUAUUCCAGCAAGUCAUGACUUGUUCCCAGUGUAACGGAACAGGAGAAAUUUCAAAACCGUGUGGCGCUUGCUCGGGAGACGGACGUGUGAGAAGGACGAAACGGAUUAGUCUUAAAGUUCCUGCGGGUGUGGAUUCCGGUAGUAGGUUAAGAGUAAGGGGAGAAGGGAAUGCAGGAAAGAGAGGCGGAUCAUCGGGAGAUCUCUUUGCGGUUAUUGAGGUGAUUCCAGAUCCGGUAUUGAAGCGUGAUGAUACAAAUAUACUUUAUACCUGCAAGAUAUCGUAUGUAGAUGCGAUAUUGGGUACUACUUUGAAGGUUCCAACGGUGGAUGGAGUAGUGGAUUUGAAAGUACCAGCAGGGACACAACCGAGCACGACGCUGGUAAUGGCGAAAAAAGGAGUUCCGGUUUUGAAUAAGAGUAAGAUGAGAGGUGAUCAGUUAGUGAGAGUGCAAGUUGAGAUUCCUAAGAGAUUGAGUAAAGAAGAGAAGAAACUUGUUGAGGAGCUUGCUGAUAUGAGCAAGAACAAGGUAGCUAAUAGCAGAAGAUAA